Molecule: messenger RNA, 832 nt
Organism: Cotesia glomerata
Lineage: Eukaryota; Metazoa; Arthropoda; Insecta; Hymenoptera; Braconidae
Product: larval cuticle protein A3A-like
Exons: 2
Coding region: 99-773 (224 amino acids)
Cellular component (GO): extracellular matrix
Source: RefSeq, a predicted model, not a curated record
UUUCGUAAUAACGAGCUACUUCUCAACAUUCGGACCACUAUAUAAACUCUAAGUCUGCUACAGCCAGCAUCAGUCAUUCAUCAGACAUUAGCAGAGCAAUGGCAUUCAAACUUAUCCUUUUCACCACAUUGGUGGCAGUAGCAAGAGCAGGAUUCGCUCCACUUGCUUACCACGCACAACCCGCUGCGCUGGCCUAUCAUGCGCAACCAGCUGCAGUAGCUUACCACACACAGCCCGCUACAGUAUCUUACCACGCUCAACCCGCUGCAGUGGCCUACCAUGCACAACCCGCUACAGUAGCUUACCAUGCUCAACCUGCUGCGGUAGCUUACCACGCACAGCCCGCUGCAGUCGCUUACCACGCCCAACCCGCAGUAGCCUACCACGCUCAACCGGCUGCAGUAGCUUACCACGCACAGCCAGCUUUAGUCGCCCACAAAACAAUUAACGCUGAAGAUGACCCUCAUCCUCAAUACAGCUUCAACUACGACGUACAGGACUCUGUAACUGGUGACUCAAAAUCACAGCAUGAAACCCGUGACGGCGAUGUAGUGCAUGGAAGUUACAGUCUUUUGGAAUCCGACGGAACCCGCAGAACUGUCGAUUACACCGCUGAUGACGUAAACGGAUUCAACGCUGUUGUCCACAAAGAACCCGCUCAAGUUGCCGUCAAAGCAGUCCAUGCCGCUCCAGCUGUUCAUGUUGCCCACGCCGCGCCCAUCUACGAACAGCCGCAAUAUUACCACUCAGCUCCGGCUUACUACCACCAUUAAAUGUGAUUUAUAGCUAAUAUUUUGCAACGCCCAAUUUAGAUGUUAAAAAUUGUAAUAAC